Molecule: messenger RNA, 702 nt
Organism: Carya illinoinensis
Lineage: Eukaryota; Viridiplantae; Streptophyta; Magnoliopsida; Fagales; Juglandaceae
Product: metallothionein-like protein type 2
Exons: 3
Coding region: 101-337 (78 amino acids)
Molecular function (GO): metal ion binding
Source: RefSeq, a predicted model, not a curated record
UUCCAUCAAACCCGUUCUACUGAGGUCGAUUAUCGGAUACUUAUCCUCGACUGCAUCAAUCUUCAUCAGUUCUAAUUUCUAUCUUUCUUGAAACCGGAAAAUGUCUUGCUGCGGAGGAAACUGUGGCUGUGGUUCUAGCUGCAGCUGCGGCAGCGGCUGUGGAGGAUGCAAGAUGUACCCUGACAUGGGCUACACAGAGACAACAACCACUGAGACUCUUAUCGUUGGUGUUGCUCCCCAGAAGACACACUUUGAGGGAUCUGAGAUGGCCGUUGGAGCUGAGAAUGGCUGCAAGUGCGGAUCCAACUGCACCUGUGAUCCUUGCAAUUGUAAAUGAUAGAGAUCUUAGCCUUUGAAGCAGAGAUGGCCUUGCCUUUUAAGAAACUAAUAACUAGCAUUUAGUCGUCAUGUCUAUGUAUGCGUGUGUAAUUUCUGUGUUUCGUUUCCUUUUAAGACUGAUAUUGAUCAGAAUAAAGUAGCAUGGCUGUCUUUCUGCAAACCUUACUAGUUAAGGUUUGCCGUGGGUUACCCCUGAAGCCUUGGCUGCUUGGUUUGUUUCUGUUCACUUUCUUUGUACGAUAUUAUUAUUAAGUCGUGCAUGUAUGAUGUUGGGGGCUCUCUGCUUUGGUGGGGCGAAUAUUUAUGUGGUAAGAUUAUCUUUUAUAUAAUCUAAUGAAAAUUGAAAGCUCCUAAAUCGGAAAA